Messenger RNA from Colletotrichum acutatum, 423 nucleotides. Its product is annotated as ACT domain-containing protein. Bases 1 to 423 code for a protein of 140 amino acids. The record is from RefSeq and is a predicted model, not a curated record. The transcript has a single exon. Lineage: Eukaryota; Fungi; Ascomycota; Sordariomycetes; Glomerellales; Glomerellaceae.
AUGACGACUCCUAUCGGCGAAACCUCCCUUCAAACCCUUCUCUCAACCCUUACCACCGUCCUCCACCCGGAAACCUACGUCUUCGUCACCCUCCCCGCGGAUGCCCCACUACCGCCCCUCUCUGAGAUCCAACUACUAUUUCGAGAGUCCGAAGGCGUCACACUCAUCACCACACUCGACACGGCGACAGCCCGUAAGUGGGACUAUGCAUUCCCGUCAAAGAUGAUUACGCUCAACGUGCACUCGAGUCUCGAGGCUGUGGGGUUCAUGGCGGUCAUUGCGACGAGAUUGGCGACCAAGGGGAUGGGGGUCAAUCCUGUUAGUGGAUACUAUCAUGAUCAUUUGUUUGUUCCUGUUGGUAGAGAGGAGGAGGCUGUAGCAGAGUUGAAGGAGCUUGCUCUGGAGUCUGGAAAGGGGAAAUGA